UACAGGGAGGAAUGAGGGGGGGGGGGCUGACGUCAGACACUCGGUCGUCGUCUGCGUUGCGUUGUCUGACAACAGCUGGGCGAACGUCAACACAUUUCUUCGAACAUCCCAAUCUCCUCCUGGACUGCCAUGGAUCAUCAAGAAUUCCAUUUCGGACCCAUUAUUAAAGAAGAACCACCAGUUGAGCUUAUUUUUGAUGACGAUAAUACGAUGAAAUCUGUAAAACAGCUUAAUUUGGAUGAGAGUCCUGUCCCUUGUCCUGAACAUUACACGAAAGGUCUGUCGACAAAUGUUAAGAUCGAAGAAAUGAACAUGAGAGAUUUCAAGGUUGAAGAAGAUUUUGAUACGAAGUUUUUUUUUAAUCAUGUGGAGAAAGAAGCCCAGCAACUGAGCCAACUUGCAAAAGGAAUUCAACGGAGGAACAGAAAGAUUAUUCACUACAGAAAGUUGUUUCAAAUAGCUAGGGACUACGCUGCCCUUUACACUGAUGAGGUACGUCAUCCAUGUCCAUUCCCCAGGUUCCGUGGUUCAACUAUUAUCCAGUGCCCUGCAUGCAUGAUACCUAGGAAUCAUUGUUCUCGUUCUGAAUUUCUUGACCUGCUUCAUCAUGUGCAAAAACGCCACCCUACAUCUUCCAGCCUUUUGUUUGGAGAGAUAUCCAAGACAUAUGGGCCUCUUAUAGAAAGCAUGAAAAGAAAAAUUAGUAGCAGAUCUAGAAAGAAAUAUCCGAUAAGAUUGAGAGCUGAGGUGCAUUAAUAUAAUUUAUCUCAGUAGGUUUACAUUACAUUUGAAGGGUGAAACUCUUUGUUUCUUGGGGACUUCUUUUGAAAACCUCCAAUAUUUUGACAGGUUUCUACAUUAUUUCUAUAUCAUGAUUGGUUGGGGUGUUUGAGUUUGAAAUGUAACUUGUAACAUUCAUCCCUUUAUUACUGUCUAUUAUAAGUUCAAAAUCCACUUUAUAAAAGUAGAUUUUUAAGUAAAGUAGAACAAUUAUUUUCCUGUAAGGCUGCUUAUCCGUACUUCCUCAUAAUGCCAGUUUGAUUAUUUUGUCUUGUUUUCCUUUCUGUUUCAAUUUGAAUUUGUGUUGUGUGUCAUUCAACUUGUAUACCCUGUCAAUGAACUGUGAUGUUGCCUGCAUAGGCGCCUCCUUUCUGUGCAUAAUGGAAUGUUGUCAUUGUAUGAUCAAAAUCCACUUUAUAAAAGUAGAUUUUUAUGUUAAGUAGAACAAUUAUUUUCCUGUAAGGCUGCUUAUCCGUACUUCCUCAUAUUGCCAGUUUGAUUAUUUUGUCAUGUUUUCUUUUCUGUUUUUAUUUGAAUUUGUGUUGUGUGUCAUUCAACUUGUAUACCCUGUCAAUGAACUGUGAUGUUGCCUGCAUAGGCGCCUCCUUUCUGUGCAUAAUGGAAUGUUGUCAUUGUAUGAUCAAAAUCCACUCUAUAAAAGUAGAUUUUUAUGUUAAGUAGAACAAUUAUUUUCCUGUAAGGCUGCUUAUCCGUACUUCCUCAUAUUGCCAGUUUGAUUAUUUUGUCAUGUUUUCUUUUCUUUUUUUAUUUGAAUUUGUGUUGUGUGUCAUUCAACUUGUAUACCCUGUCAAUGAACUGUGAUGUUGCCUGCAUAGGCGCCUCCUUUCUGUGCAUAAUGGAAUGUUGUCAUUGUAUGAUCAAAAUCCACUUUAUAAAAGUAGAUUUUUAUGUUAAGUAGAACAAUUACUUUCUUGUAAGGCUGCUUAUCCGUACUUCAUCAUAAUCGCAGUUUGAUUAUUCCAUAUUUGUUUUUUCAUCAACCAAUAACGAAGUAGUCAUCUUAAAGGUGAUCCUACAAUAAACUCAUCAAAGUCAUCGGUCAUCAACUGGUGUUAUUCAUUG
Thrips palmi is the source of this 1863-nucleotide messenger RNA. RefSeq lists its product as uncharacterized. The record is from RefSeq and is a predicted model, not a curated record. The coding region runs from base 130 to 756 and encodes 208 amino acids. Lineage: Eukaryota; Metazoa; Arthropoda; Insecta; Thysanoptera; Thripidae. The transcript has 3 exons.